GACUCUGUCACUACCAAAUGUGACGACGGCGCCAAUAUCUAUCGAUAGUCAGUUAUUCUACCAGUGCAGCAUGUUGAGUACGAUCAAUACUAACGUCUUGAUAGUGAGAGAUCCUCGGGUCGGGUCCUAGAUUCUGUCACUACCAAACGCGAUGACGAUUCCAUCAUCCCGAAGUUGUACCCAUCCUCAGCUAUCCUGCUCGUGUAGCGUGUUAUGUGCAAUUAAUACCAACGUCUUGACAUCAAGAGAUCCCAGACCUUGCCCGCUGGAGAUACACAGGAUACUGCCGGCAACAACAACCAGGGCAUGGUUAAUGACACCAGACAUUCAGGGAUCGACACGGCAUGGGCCUUGGAGUUGGAGGGCACUAGCAACAACAGCACCAAGUGUCAAGUCUCCAGUGAAGUCCAUCGUUAUUCCGAAGGAGGACGGAGCCAUAGAGGGCACUACUAAGCGUCUAGUAGAAUCCAACGGAAACCUCGUCUCAUAUUUCUGGUAUAUGUUGUUUGUAUAUAUACUCGGUAACUGUCACUAUACGACUAAACGACUGCUUGUUCGGUAUACAAAGUCUACUUAUUGUAUAUCUCGCAACACGCCUUAGGGCACUUGGCCAAGGCAAGCUUGCUCUUGUUUUACGCCUAUGACGCCCUGAGCGAGGGUGAUCGUCGAUGAAGCUUGGGUGUAGUACGUUCUCUGUUCAAUUAAAAGCCGUAGCUAAACACCGGACAAUCUAGACAUGUCUAUUACCUCUCGUGGGCCGUGGCCUUUGCCGUCGUGCAUAAGCGCGUUGGUGUGGAUGAUACGCGUCGCCAUCUCGCUAGCAUGAGCCCCUGGCAUAAGUGAGGUAGAGUCCUCAAAGCCUUGUG
Molecule: messenger RNA, 866 nt
Organism: Suillus plorans
Lineage: Eukaryota; Fungi; Basidiomycota; Agaricomycetes; Boletales; Suillaceae
Exons: 1
Coding region: 152-601 (149 amino acids)
Source: RefSeq, a predicted model, not a curated record